GCCGCUCUGAAACCACCAACCCGAGAUGGAUGCGGAACCAAUGGCGACGGACCCGGUCGAAUCCUUCAAAUUCAAACCCUACACCCUCUCUCAAACCCUAACCGCCCACAAGCGCGGCGUCUCCUCCCUCAAGUUCUCCUCCGAUGGCCUCCUUCUCGCCUCCGCAUCUGCCGAUAAAACCCUCCGGACUUACUCUGUCUCCGCUGAUCACAUCCAAAACGGUAAUGAAGCCCACAACAGCGCUACCAUUCUCUCCCCUCUCCAGGAAUUUUCUGGCCACGAACAGGGUAUCUCCGACCUCGCCUUCUCUUCUGACUCCCGCUUCAUCGUCUCCGCCUCCGACGACAAGACCCUCCGCCUCUGGGACGUCAACACUGGCUCGCUCAUCAAGACACUCCAUGGCCACACUAAUUACGUCUUUUGUGUUAACUUUAAUCCGCAGUCGAAUAUGAUUGUUUCGGGGUCUUUUGAUGAGACCGUCCGUAUUUGGGACGUCAAGACUGGGAAGUGCUUGAAGGUUCUGCCUGCACAUUCUGAUCCUGUUACCGCUGUUGAUUUUAACAGGGAUGGGUCGAUGAUUGUUUCCAGCAGUUAUGAUGGGUUAUGCAGGAUUUGGGAUGCAGGGACGGGUCAUUGUAUGAAGACGCUGAUUGAUGAUGAGAAUCCUCCAGUAUCCUACGUCAAGUUCUCGCCCAAUGGGAAGUUUAUUCUUGUUGGGACUCUGGAUAAUGCUCUGAGACUGUGGAACUUUUCAACUGGGAAUUUCUUGAAAACAUACACUGGCCAUGUGAAUUCAAAGUACUGCAUUUCAUCCACCUUCUCUAUCACAAAUGGAAAGUAUAUCGUUAGUGGUUCGGAGGAUAAUUGCGUAUACUUGUGGGAACUUCAGUCCAGGAAGGUAGUACAGAAGUUGAAAGGUCACACUGAUACCGUAUUAUCUGUCUCCUGUCACCCUACUCAGAACAUGAUUGCAUCAGGUUCGCUUAGCAAUGACAAGAAUUUGAAGGUCUGGACUCAACAAACAGAAUAAUUACCUUCUAUUGUAGAAGUCUGUGCUGUUAUUGCAGCUUGAAUGCUGGUGUAGAUUUCGUGAGUAUGAUCAUUGAUGUUUGGCUGAAAUGAGCAUUAAUUCCUAAUCCACGCAAAUCCUGUGUGAAAUUUUAAUCUUGUAGGCUGCUAGCUUAGUUGAUUAAUGACUUUCAGUUCAGCCAGUGUAAUUGGAAAACUCAUUUAAGUUAAUAUGAGCUCAUAUUUUGUGUG
Rubroshorea leprosula is the source of this 1260-nucleotide messenger RNA. The record is from the annotation of a GenBank genome assembly. NCBI's taxonomy places the organism in Eukaryota, Viridiplantae, Streptophyta, Magnoliopsida, Malvales, Dipterocarpaceae.